This is a messenger RNA of Cheilinus undulatus (humphead wrasse), 3249 nucleotides long. It is a transcript of the gene il17rd, whose product is annotated as interleukin 17 receptor D. The transcript has 16 exons. The record is from RefSeq and is a predicted model, not a curated record. Bases 1 to 2439 code for a protein of 812 amino acids. NCBI's taxonomy places the organism in Eukaryota, Metazoa, Chordata, Actinopteri, Labriformes, Labridae. Gene Ontology annotation, molecular function: interleukin-17 receptor activity.
AUGGCGGCCCCUCGGAGUUUCUUCAUCUCUCUCUCCGCUUUAAUUCUUGUUUUGUAUUUUUCUUGUGGAUCUACGAGUCCGGGAAACAGAAGAGCAAACCAGGAGCGAUGCGGCUACAAGGUGCAGUCUGGUGCAGAUGGAGGUCGAAGGUUGGCCGUCACCCUCCGAGCUGACAAUUGUUCACUGAACUACCCGUUGGGGAAACAUGUGAUCCACGAGGUCACCAACGUCUCCUUCAGUCACCUCGCCUGUGAGGACCAGGCUGCCGUGGUCGUCCACUGGUCCGCCAGCCCACUAGGAAUCGAACACAUUAAAGGCUUCAGAGUUUACCUAGAAGAUAAAAAUCCUGAAGGCAAACAGUGUCAGCAUCUGAUCCUUAAAGACCCUCGGCAGCUCAACUUCUCCUACAGGAUCACGAAGCUGAGCAGUCAGCCGUUCAGCGGGUUAAACUUCGACACAGACUACAUGGUCCGGGUCGUUCCCUUUCCCACUCUGAUGAACGAGAGCUUCUUCCCUCCGUCUUUCCUCCGGACCAACUCGUGUGAAGUCCUCCUGGGAUCAGACAACCUGGUCUGCAAACCAUUCUGGAAGCCAAAGAGCCUGAACGUGUCUCAGCUGGGAUCUAACCUCCACGUGGCGUUCGAUCAGGCUCCGCCCUCUUUCGGCUUCCACUUCUACUACCUGUACUACAAACUGAGACAGGACGGGCCCUUCAGACUGCAGCGCUGCAAACCUGACCUGAGCCAGCCCAGGACGACAUGCAUCCUCCAGGACGUCACUCCAGGGACCUACACUAUAGAGUUGAGAGAUGACAGCAACACGACCCGGAGGCAGACCCAGUACCACGUCAGUCAAGUCCACUCUCCCUGGGCUGGACCAAUCAGAGCCAUGGCCAUCACAGUUCCUCUGGUCAUCAUGUCAGCCUUCGCCACUCUCUUCACGGUCAUGUGCCGCAAGAAACAGCAAGAAAACAUUUACAGCCAGCUGGAUGAGGAGAGCAGCGAGUCGUCCAAUCAAAGUGCAGCAUUGAACACCGAGCGCCCUUGGCCCCGCCCCAAAGUCUUCAUCUGCUACUCGAACAGAGACUGUCCCAAACACACCAGCGUCAUCCAGAGCUUCGCUUAUUUCCUGCAAGACUUCUGCAACUGUGAGGUGGUUUUGGACCUUUGGGAACACCUGGAGAUGUGCAAAGAAGGUCAAAUGUCGUGGCUUAGCAGACAGCUGGACGAGGCUAACUUCAUCAUCACUGUUUGCUCGAAAGGCCUACGAUAUUUCAUGGAGAAGAAGAGCCGCAGAGGAAAGACGCCUGUCAGUCGCCGUGGUACCAGCAGCAGCGGCUCACCGAUUGGUGGGUCAGGCAGUGACCUCUUCAUUGUGGGCGUGGCCAUGAUCGCUGAGAAACUACGUCUGGCGAAGCAGAGCGAGGGGGACGGGGAACAGGAGCUGAACCGCUUCAUGACGGUCUACUUCGACUAUUCAACGGAAAACGACAUCCCCACUCUCCUCAGCCUGGCACCGAGGUUUAAGUUGAUGGACCAGCUUCCUCAGCUCUUCAGCCGCCUCCACUCCAGUCAGUCCAGUUUCUCAGACCGAGAAUCUCAGCCUGUCAACGUCUCCAGGAGGAACUACUUCAGGAGUAAGUCCGGACGCUCACUCUACGUCUCCAUCUGUAACAUGCACCAACACAUCAGCCAGAACCCUGACUGGUUUGAGAAGGACCUGGCUCCUUCAGGAGACUCCUCCUCUAAACCCCCUCCUCCCCCCGCUGACCCGGCCCCGACUCCUCCUCCGAAGCCUCACUGCUCCUCCUGCCCGUCUCAGCCCGAGCAGAGGUUCGACUCCGGCCUGGUGCUCAACGAGGUGGCGGUGAAGACGCCGACGCUGGAGGAGGGAAAGGGAGCGCCAAGGAGGAACAUGCUCCUGCUGGCUCCUGGUUCCAUUCCCAGCCUAGACCCGGGCUGCAGCCACAGUCCAAGUCCUGGUCCAUGUCCGAGUCCAGGCCUGCCUAGUUGCUCUCUGUCCAUGCUGGGACCAAAUUCACGGUCCAUUUCUGGGAUUUCUGGACUGCUACCUGAGGAGCCAUCCUCCUCCUCAUCUGCUCCCUCCAUCCUUCAGGAGGAGGUGUGUCCAAUCCUCGCCCAGGCAGACGAAGGCUGUCCUUCCCCUCCAGAAGUCCCUCCUCCUCGAGAUUCAGGCAUCUACGAUUCGUCUGUCCCCUCCUCGGAGCUCUCCAUCCCCCUGAUGGAGGGACUGUCCCAUGACCAGGCAGACUCCUGCUCCCUGGCUGAAAGUGAAUCAUCUUCUUCAGGGUUGGGAGACGAGGAGCCGCCUGCCGUCACGUCGCUCCACUGCAGCGCCUCCACAGUCUGUAAAGCUGAACUGCACCACCACGACCACCUGGAGCACGGCGACAGACUCGCACCUGUGGCGUCAUCAUAGGACACGCCCCCUACUGAGUGAUGUCAUUGCAGAGACAAAUAUAUGUGACUUUGGACCUGAACUUUUUCUAACGAGUGCUGCCCUCCUAUCACCAUGGAAACAAAACUGGAACGAAGAGACGCUGCAGUGGUUCACCUGUGUGGAAUUAACCGAGGUCUAGAUCACUCCCACUGGUUACUAUGGAAACCAGCUUUUACAACUACAGAGCUCUAGAUCACUACUCAGUGGUUACUAUGGUAACAGCAGUGUUUUGGACCAUGCUGUUGUCAUGGAUAUCUUGGAGCCGUUGUAGCUACAGGUUUUAAUGAGGACGUCGUCGUUUGCAGCUGCAGUAGUGUCUGCAAAUGUUUCUGGGUUUUCAGACGCAGCUUACUAUGAGUUUGUGAUUUUUGACACAGCCACCGUCAAACCAUCUCUAAAUUUUACCACGGUUUAUGGUAUUACCCCAAGGUUUUUUAAAAAUCAUCAUACAAGCACUUGUUGGCAUGCACAUGCAAGCACAGCGAGCAGAACACACGCCUCUACAUGCGCUUCAAAAUGCAUGAGUCCACAAAAACAAUAUUUAUUAGGCAUUGAUUACAGGAGUGCUGGUGAAGUGUGAUUUAUAGUUGAAGCUUUGUUCUCACACUUCACCGGUACACUGAGUUACAUCAGAGCAGAGGUUUACAUGAAGUUUCUCUCUUUUUCCUCUUCAUCUCCUCUGUAAGAGGACAAACAACGGCCUCUCGUCCAGUGGUUCUCAGCCUUUUCAGCUCAUGACCCCCAAAAUAAUGGUGCCAGAGACUCCCACUGUACCUGAAGGUGGUUGAA